AUGGAGGAGACCUUGUCAAAUGCAGACCAUGAGAAGGCAACAUUUUUGAAGAAUACGACAUUAGUCGAAAUCAAGGCAACACUCAAGACGAAGGAUUCUCUUCAGAGCGUCCAAUUCGACCAAUGCGCAUGCGUGAAUGAGGAUGCGAUUCGUGAGUUAGUGGCGAUACUCAACCCGCGAUUAAGAAGCCUGUGUGUCGUCUGCAUACCAGAUUUUACAAACAACGCUGUGGCGAUCUUAUCAGAGCGAUGCCAUGAUUUAGAGUAUGUACGGUUCGACUCGUGCCCCCGUCUUGAUCGCUCUGCCUUAGAGCUACUGGGAACCAACUGUAAGAGUCUGAAGUCGGUGACCUUUACACGGGCAGAUGGCGUGGAAUGGAAGUUAGUGGAUUCUGCGUUAGAUGCCUUGACCAAACACUGCAAGGCUCCUUUGGAGGUGAUCAGUUUUGUACGCUUCACACGCCUCACCGAUAAUGGACUUCGAAGUUUAAGCAAACAAUAUAGUGAUAGUUUGAACAAUGUGGAUUUCAGCGCCUGUGAAGGCAUAAGCGAUGAUGGACUUUACGCCUUGGCAGGUACUUGCACCAAACUGAAGCAUAUUGCCCUCAACAGGACUAGUAUUUCGGAUAAAGGGCUUGCCUAUCUGGCGGAGAAGCGACGAGAUCUCCUGGCAUUGGAAGUAGGUAACUGCAUUCGGGUGACAGACGCUGGGAUCCGAAGCCUCGCUCGCUUCUGUCACUCGCUUGAAUCUAUCAGCGUCGAGCACUGCAUCCAGAUCACCGACGAGGCCUUGAAGGCGCUGUCGGAAGGUUGCUUCCAACUCGAACGGCUCAACUUCAGUCAGACUGGUCUGACAUGCGUGCCCAGUACUAUCCUCAGCCUCGGCAGACUCAAGAACUUCCAGGUCCAUAUGUGCAAAGAGCUGAGCUCACCUCCACAAGAGAUCAUCGAACGGGAAGUCGAUGGCUUGGUGGAAUACUUCUGUGAGAGGAGCCUUGGCUUCAGGCUUCGGUUGAUGGUGUUUGGACCUAGUGGCGGCGGGAAGACCAGCUUUGUCAAAUCCAUCUGCUCAGGGGUAGCUGAGAAAGCAGGCGCACCUACUGAUGGACUGGACGUGACAUGCUGGUGGCCUUUCAGGGGAACUAAGAACGAUUCCUUGUUUAACCACAAACUGACGGCUGGUGAGAGAAGUCUAGCAGUGGAAAUCUGGGAUCUGUCUGGACGACCGGUAUGUCAGCGAUGUCUCCACAUGUUCAUUACUCCUGCUACUCUACCCGUCAUCGUCUUUAACUUGGCCGACUCUGAGAGCUGUGAUGCUGUUGUCCAGUAUGCUGACUUCAUACACAGCAGGGUUCCAGGCGGGAACUUCGUCCUAGUAGGAACCCAUUCUGACGAAUUGUAUGCCGAGGACAAGCGAAGUGGACAAUCGAGAAGAGUUCUAGGGGCCCUUACCACCAGGACUGCACAGUACACAAAGGUCUUCAAAGAAGAGAUCGCAAACAUAGAGAAACUGUCGGGUAAGAAGAGCCAGCAGCAUUGUAAGGAUCGCAUCCAGCAUCUGAAGAAGAGGCUGGAGGGGCUACCCAAAGGUCCUCCACAGCUAAUCACUGUCAGUACCCUCACUUCCAAGGGCCUGGAGGAGGCUACGAAGGCGAUCCUCAGUACGAUCCUAGACAAGAAGAGCUUUCCACAUCUUCGCUACGAAGUCAGACCAGAGACCACCAAGGUCUUCGAGGAGAUCCUUACCCUCAGGAAGAAAAAUGUCCUCCUGGUGCCAAAGCAUGAUCUCGACGCCAUCUUCAAACAAAAUGGCGUCCCUUCAUCAACGGAAGGCAUGAAAGACGAUGUUCAGUUCCUGCAGGACGCGGGUGCGAUCUUCCCCUUCGCCUUCCCGACCGCCCGAGGAUCAGCGUACAGCUCCGACAUCAUCUGUGUUGACCCUACAUCGAUGGCCCUCGCGUUACACGCAGUCCAUCUGGAUACCAGUACCAAAGAUUUCCGCUUUGAGAGUAAGAGAUUCUGGCCCAAGGCCGCUACCACCAAGAAACCAGCACCAUCGGUUCUGGUCAAGGCGCUGGAAGAGGUUGCCACGCAAGGACGAGUUAUAGAAUGCAUUCUUCCACUUCUUUGUCAGUCUCUUCAGCUGGAUGAAUCUCAGGUUCUACAUCUGAUAGACCUCCUGACCAAGCUCGGUGUACUUCUCAAAGACACCAAGGAAUCUUCUGAUGAUCAGUUCUCGUGUCUGGAGCUCCCUAGCUACAGAUCCUUGUCUACUAAACUCAUCUAUCAUCUCCCCUUGCUGGGAUUCAUGCCGCAGAACGGACCGACACUGAAUUGGACGCCGAAGCCUUUCCGUGGUGAUGUUCAGCUGGGAUGGCGGUAUCGCUUUCAACUUGGCACCCCUCCUGGUCUAGUGGCACAGCUUCUUGCUUACUGCCGAUCAAGAGUCAGGCAAACCUCAUACCAGCAUCAAUGGCGGUCGGGACUGCUGCUUAAGAUUGGACAGGCCCUAGUGAACAUUAACGAGCCUGAGAUGACAGAGUUCUGUCCAUGUCUGGAUGUCGUCGGGCGUGUCACAUCUGAUCUUGAUGAAGAAGGAGAUCAGAGAGCUACUGAGAUCAUCUGGGGAGCUAUCGCUAGGGUUCUCCUCAUCACUGAACAGUUCCUUCAGGAGUGGCCAGGAUUUUACAAAAUGAUCACAAUAACGCCGUUCAGCAUGUUCUAUACGUGUAGUAGUUCUGAGAUCGAAGUGGCUCCCGAGGUUCCUCUACAGCUGUGCCUACAUACCUUGUUCUCUGGAAACACUUCUAUCAACCUCUCACAGAACGGAGCCAGCUACGAGAUCGAUCUAGGACUCAUGUUCCCAACACUGGGGGAACCAUCUCAGUCUGUCCAUGAAUGGCUAGAGGCCCUAGCUCUUUCUGCUACUGAUGGCAAUGACACUUGUCCAAGUCCCAUCUCAGAGACGCCCUCUACGCUACCCGAUCCGAGUCGACUCUCCGACGAAGUCGCAGGAAGUUCUGACUCAACGCCACAUAAAGAUGCUGGUGAUGGUGCGGCCAGGGAUUCAUCAUCACCGAUGGCCAAGGAUAAGAAGGUGGCUAAGAAGAAAGCAGUUGAGAUCAAGUGGGACCUGGUCGAAGAAAAGACAACCAAGAUCAGUGAGGAGAAUGAGAUCAAGGAAGCGAGGAGGGUUGCCAAGGCGUUUGUAGCGGUCCUCCUGGCCGAAUCGAUGGCGAAGUACAUCUAUGAACACGAAGACAGUUCUAAUGGCCAUGCUUCUGGUGCUGGUUCGACCACUAAUCGAAAUGCACGUCAUGCUGCUGCUAAAGCCUCGGCCGAAGCAGCCCGAGCUGCUCAGAGUGGCGACGCCGAAGCGGCUGCAAAAGCCGUGGUCGCGGCGGUGAAGGCCGUGGAAGAUGUGACGAACCCGAGGAAAAAUCACACAAGGAUUCGAAGCCCUGUCAAGAGUAAAAUGUGCAUCGUUGUGUAAUGCAAGCGUACCACUGAGAAAUAGACUCUGUCAGUUAUAGCCCACACUUG
Molecule: messenger RNA, 3542 nt
Organism: Strongylocentrotus purpuratus (purple sea urchin)
Lineage: Eukaryota; Metazoa; Echinodermata; Echinoidea; Camarodonta; Strongylocentrotidae
Exons: 15
Coding region: 1-3492 (1163 amino acids)
Biological process (GO): regulation of DNA-templated transcription
Source: RefSeq, a predicted model, not a curated record